UCCUCAGAAUACUUUAAUUGUGCGUAGUAGAAGAAUCUUAAAUUUCACUAUGAUCAGAAAUCCAAAUUACUCGAGUUUUGUUUGCUGUGCCGUUUGUAAUAAAAUAAUUCCACCAGCACCUGUUGGGGAAACCUUCAAACGGAUCCAUGAAUACAAGCCAUUUAAGACACGCUUUUAUACACACAAAGAUAUACUGGAUAUUGGGGCAAGUAUUCAGAAUAAAGAAGAGCAAUUUCAAGAAGCUAUACUCAAAGAACGUAUUGCAAAAGCAGAAGCUGAAGUGUGGGCUAAGGCCAAGGAACUCCAAAAACAAGCAGUGGAAAAAGCACUUGAAGAAGCAAAUGACAAAUACAGAAUUGAUCUUCUAAUUGUGGAAGAGAAACAUCAAAAAGAGAUACAGGAUGUAGUGAAUAAAACCAGGUUAGAGAUGCAUCAAAACAUGGAAGAAGAAAUGAAGAGAGAAAACUUGGCUGCAGAACAACGCAUGGUCCACAGAAUCCAAAGAAUUAUGAUGGAAUGCCACAGGGAGAAGGUCCAGGCUGUGGAGUUAGCCAGGGCUGAGGAAAGACAGAAAGCCCAAGAAGAAAUCCAGGCCCAGAGAAGGAAGGCCAUGGAUGAACUUGUGAGUGCUGGUGUGUCCAUUGUUAAGGAUCAGAGGAAGAGUGUGGAUCUAUUGAUAAAGGAAAAAGAACAGGAAAUGAACAUCUACUAUGGCAUGGCUCAUAGGCAGAAGCAAGAAGAGGUUCAGGAAGUGCUUCAAGAAGCAGAAAAAACACAUCAAGCUACACUUGGAAAUGUGAUGGAUAAACUGGUUAACACUCAAGGGGAGCUGUUGUCCAUAGCAAAACAACUGGGAAUCAUGACAAAUUGGAAAGAUUUUCUGGAGGAGGAAUUAGAGGAAACCAGGGCAGCAUUUCAAAAAUACAUCAAUUAUACUUUUCCUUCGCUUUCACCAGGGCAUGCCGAUUUUAUUCUGCCUGAAAGAAAGAAAACACCUUCUGAUCUUGCUAUUACAGGAAAUAACUCCUAAAUAGAAAUCUUCAACCGGGAUUUCACAACAAAAGAUAUCAUUCCAAAGACCAAAUAAAUUCACUCAAAAAACAUUUAUUGAUCCCAGUUAUGUGCAGUGUACUACUGGGUUGUAAGCAUUUUGAGGUAAAACGAAAAUAUUCAAAAGUAGGCUAAAAUAUUCAAAAAUUCCAGGCUACAGUGAGUGCCAAGUCUAAAUGAGGAGAGAAGACAGCGAGAGGGAUCAGAGCUGCUUAGGAGGGAAAAGGUUACUUGGAGGAAGUCUAAACACUUCUGGAUCUGUUGUACCCAUUGCUACAUCAUCCAUGUAACCAUUUUAGUGUUUGCUGGAGUUGAAAGCAAGUCAAGGGGCAUGUUCUUAUACUGUUACCGUGGUCGAGAAGUGUGUUAAUUUCCAAUAUAGAGAUUAUUAUUUUGUGAAUUUCGAAAGUAUUGUAGAUAAAUAAAUUUCCCUCAAAUUCAGUAGGAUUAAAUUUAAAUUAUGGAGCCCCCAUAUAAAAUAAUUUAGAAAGAACUCUUGUAUUUGCCAGUUGUGUAAGAAAAAAAUAUGUCUUUAGACCCCCUGCCUCUAGGGGAGGGGGGGGGUCCUCUUGUGUUCGUAUCCAAACCCAAGGAUACCUUGAACACAUCUCUUUUGGGUCAAAAUACAAAACAAAACAAAAAAAACCUUUAAGUACUCCAAUACUCAGGACUAGAGCAUUUUAACAUCUACUAAAUUGAAGAAAGUCCAGACCAUAAAUCUAUCCACUAUAACGAACAUCCUUAAAUUAUUAAUCACUGACUUGUACUGGUUGUUUAAAAAUUUAAAACUCAGAAAGUAGUUUUCAGUACAUUAAAAAUAUAUAUUGUUUUUGAGCAAGCCUCAGGCAGAUUUGUUUACAAUGACCAUUCUGGGAUUUCCUAAGGGUGCAAGUAGCAAUUUAUUUACAAUUGCAUAAUGAGCUAUACUGUCCUUAGUGUUUAACUCCCUGAUACUUCAGGACUAAGUGACGCCCUAGGGACUGAAAGUAAUUGCAUUUGUAUAGUGCUUUACACUGCCUUUUCAUGUACCUUCUUCUCAGAAUAAACUGUGAGACA
Molecule: messenger RNA, 2106 nt
Organism: Loxodonta africana (African savanna elephant)
Lineage: Eukaryota; Metazoa; Chordata; Mammalia; Proboscidea; Elephantidae
Gene: C1H6orf163
Product: chromosome 1 C6orf163 homolog
Exons: 5
Coding region: 50-1030 (326 amino acids)
Source: RefSeq, a predicted model, not a curated record